This is a messenger RNA of Tupaia belangeri chinensis (Chinese tree shrew), 2550 nucleotides long. It is a transcript of the gene HCN1, whose product is annotated as hyperpolarization activated cyclic nucleotide gated potassium channel 1. Gene Ontology annotation, cellular component: HCN channel complex; axon; dendrite. The record is from RefSeq and is a predicted model, not a curated record. NCBI's taxonomy places the organism in Eukaryota, Metazoa, Chordata, Mammalia, Scandentia, Tupaiidae. Gene Ontology annotation, biological process: sodium ion transmembrane transport; regulation of membrane depolarization; potassium ion transmembrane transport. Gene Ontology annotation, molecular function: voltage-gated potassium channel activity.
AUGGAUCCUAAUGAGUGGUGGCUUUGGAUGGUGGAGAUGGCACAGGGAACAGGUGUUUCAAGUAAAGAGUACAACUUGGAUGAUACCAGAACACUAGAAAAGGGUGGUGAGGAGGAUAAAGGAAGGUUUUAUUGGGAUUUAAUAAUGCUUAUAAUGAUGGUUGGAAAUCUGGUCAUCAUACCAGUUGGAAUCACAUUCUUUACAGAGCAAACAACAACACCAUGGAUUAUUUUCAAUGUGGCGUCAGAUACAGUUUUCCUAUUGGACCUGAUCAUGAAUUUUAGGACUGGGACUGUCAAUGAAGACAGUUCUGAAAUCAUCCUGGACCCUAAAGUGAUCAAGAUGAAUUAUUUAAAAAGCUGGUUUGUGGUUGACUUCAUCUCAUCAAUCCCAGUGGAUUAUAUCUUUCUUAUUGUAGAAAAAGGAAUGGAUUCAGAAGUUUACAAGACUGCCAGGGCACUUCGCAUUGUGAGGUUUACAAAAAUUCUCAGUCUCUUGCGUUUAUUACGACUUUCAAGGUUAAUUCGAUACAUACACCAGUGGGAAGAGAUAUUCCACAUGACGUAUGACCUUGCCAGUGCAGUGGUGAGGAUUUUCAAUCUCAUCGGCAUGAUGCUCCUCUUGUGCCACUGGGAUGGCUGUCUUCAGUUCUUGGUUCCACUGCUGCAAGACUUCCCUCCAGACUGCUGGGUGUCUCUGAAUGAGAUGGUGAAUGAUUCUUGGGGAAAGCAGUAUUCAUAUGCACUCUUCAAAGCCAUGAGUCACAUGCUGUGUAUCGGAUAUGGAGCCCAAGCCCCGGUCAGCAUGUCUGACCUCUGGAUUACCAUGCUGAGCAUGAUAGUCGGGGCCACCUGCUACGCCAUGUUUGUCGGCCAUGCCACUGCUUUAAUCCAGUCUUUAGAUUCUUCAAGGCGGCAAUAUCAAGAGAAGUAUAAGCAAGUGGAACAAUACAUGUCAUUCCAUAAGUUACCAGCUGAUAUGCGUCAGAAAAUACACGAUUACUAUGAACACAGAUACCAAGGCAAAAUCUUUGAUGAGGAAAAUAUUCUCAGUGAACUCAAUGAUCCUCUGAGAGAGGAGAUAGUCAACUUCAACUGUCGGAAACUAGUGGCUACCAUGCCUCUUUUUGCUAAUGCGGAUCCUAAUUUUGUGACUGCCAUGCUGAGCAAGUUGAGAUUUGAGGUGUUUCAACCUGGAGAUUACAUCAUACGAGAAGGAGCCGUGGGUAAAAAAAUGUAUUUUAUUCAACAUGGUGUUGCUGGUGUCAUCACAAAAUCCAGUAAAGAAAUGAAGCUGACAGAUGGCUCUUACUUUGGAGAGAUUUGCCUGCUGACCAAGGGACGCCGCACAGCCAGUGUUCGAGCCGAUACAUAUUGUCGUCUCUAUUCGCUUUCGGUGGACAAUUUCAAUGAGGUCCUGGAGGAAUAUCCGAUGAUGCGGAGAGCCUUUGAAACAGUGGCCAUUGAUCGACUAGAUCGGAUAGGGAAGAAAAACUCAAUUCUUCUGCAAAAGUUCCAGAAGGAUCUGAACACAGGUGUUUUCAACAAUCAGGAGAACGAGAUCCUGAAGCAGAUUGUAAAGCACGACAGGGAAAUGGUGCAGGCGAUCGCUCCAAUCAGUUAUCCUCAAAUGACAGCCCUAAAUUCCACAUCUUCCACUACCACCCCGACCUCCCGCAUGAGGACACAAUCUCCACCAGUGUACACUGCGACCAGUCUGUCUCAUAGCAACCUGCAUUCCCCCAGCCCCAGCACACAGACGCCUCAGCCGUCAGCCAUCCUGUCGCCCUGCUCCUACACCACUGCGGUCUGCAGCCCACCUGUGCAGAGUCCACUGGCCACUCGAACUUUCCACUAUGCGUCCCCCACUACCUCCCCAAAAAAACAGCAGCAGCAGCAGCUACAGCAGGCCCAGCCACCGCAGACUCAGCAGCAGCCACAGCCCCAGCCGCCACAAACCCCCAGCAGCUCCACUCCGAAGAACGAGGUGCACAAGAGCACGCAGGCGCUUCAUAACACCAACCUGACCAGAGAAGUCAGGCCCCUCUCCGCCUCGCAGCCCUCGCUGCCCCAUGAGGUUUCCUCUCUGAUUUCCAGACCUCAUCCCACUGUGGGCGAGUCCUUGGCCUCCAUCCCUCAACCUGUGGCAGCAGUCCACAGCACGGGCCUACAGGCAGGGGGCCGGGGCACCGUCCCACAGCGAGUCACCCUCUUCCGACAGAUGUCGUCGGGAGCCAUCCCCCCCAACCGAGGAGUCCCUCCAGCACCCCCUCCACCAGCAGCUGCUCUUCAGAGAGAGUCUUCCUCAGUCUUAAACACAGACCCAGAUGCAGAAAAGCCACGAUUUGCUUCAAAUUUAUGAUCCCUGCUGAUUGUCAAAGCAGAAAGACAUACUCUAGUGAACUGAGAAUCAUCUCGGAUCUUAUUUUAUUCUAUCUCCUUAUAAACCCCUAUAGCCUACUACGAAGAGAUAUUUUAGACAGCUCUGGCCUACAUGCAAAAUGUAAAAAAACAUAUAUACAUAUACUAUUAAAUAUAUAUAUAUCUAAGU